GGUUCUGUUUACAACAGAUGGCUGUUUCCACCAAAUUUACUAAUUCAAAUAGGUGGCAUUUUCUUUAGAUUGAACUAUGUCAAACUUUCUGUAUUCAUCCGCCCACGAGCAGCCUUUUCAAACAUAACAAGACGCAUAUGAUUACAACGAUAGCGAGAGACUGUGGGAGGUCUGUGACGUUUUGCGUUCCGGGUCUUAAGGGGGGUAGGGGGAAGGGGAAAGAAAUCCAGAAUGGCGUCUGCUUAACUUUCGUAUGGAUGAAUUGGAUGGCUGUGUUGGGUUGGCCGUGCAAGUUUGAUGCCUGAGAGAGACGUUUGGCUGUAAAUGGUUGUAUGUGAUGAACUCUAGAGUCAGCUUUUGUAUUUAGAGGGUGUGAAAAGUGUGGGAUUGAGAGUGUGUGUGUGUUUCUUUCCGAGUGUAAAGAUCGGCUCCUUCUCCCUCUUUCCAGUUGUGUACAGCUCGAGUCACCGUCGAUGGAAACGACAGCAUUUCAUUCCCCGUUUGCGAUGAUUAUUUAUCCGUACGAUCGAUCAUUGUAAGAGUUGUUAGUACCUCGUCGGUUAAUUUACCCGCCUGAAAAUGAGCUGCAGCUACAUUCAAGUUGCUGAGGAUGAAACUGAAGAGCCCAUAGAACUGCCCACUGAGGAUGACAGUGCCCUAUUGCUCAGUACCCUGGCUGCCCAAUUUCCAGGGGUUUCGGGCCUCAAGUACAGGGCUCCAGAGUCUCGCUCAAUGAGAGGAGUCAGGCUUCUUGAAGGAAGGUUUCAACCACCAGAGGAUGGCUGGGGAAACCACGUCUACAUCUGUGUGUUCCCCAAAGAAAACAAACGAAAGUCAGAUGACCACCCUGAAAACUCUACAGCCAAAACCAAACGGAUGGAGAUGAGGCUAAAGUGUUCUGACCUCAUUGUACUUGGAUUACCAUGGAAAACAUCUGAACAAGACCUAAGGGUGUAUUUUGAAAACUUUGGUGAACUUUUGAUGGCACAGGUCAAAAAGGAUGCAAAAACUGGCCAAAGCAAAGGUUUCGGUUUUAUCCGAUUCGCCAACUACGAUUCUCAAGUCCGCGUUCUAUCUCAGCGGCAUCUUAUUGACGGUCGAUGGUGUGACGUCAAAAUUCCCAACUCGAAAGCGGGAGGCACCCCACAAGUACCGUGUAAAGUAUUCGUUGGCCGUUGCACUGAAGAUAUCACCGCAGAUGAUCUACGCGAUUAUUUUUGCAAGUUCGGAGAAGUGACAGACGUAUUUAUCCCGAAACCGUUCCGGGCAUUUUCGUUUGUCACCUUCUUGGAUCCCGAAGUUGCCCAGUCGCUAUGCGGGGAGGAUCAUAUCAUCAAAGCAGGUACGUCGGUGCACGUAAGCAACGCCGCACCCAAGACGGACAUCUCUUCUCGUUACACGACUUACCAGCAACCUCCAGCUCACCACCACCAUCACCACCAGCAGCAACAGCAGCACCACCAUCAUCAGCAUCAGCAGCAGCAACACCAUCACGCCCAGCAGCAGCAUCACCAUCAUCACCACCAUCACGCCCAGCAACAACAGCAGUACGGUCACCAGCACCAGCAACAUCACACUCCGCCACACAGUCACGGAAUGGGCCCACCAGGUCCGUCUAGAGGACCGCCGGCUAUUCCAUACACAGGAGUACUCCGCGGCCCAGGUCUUGGAGGGGAUGGAAUGACUUCCAAAGGCGGGCCUUGGGGUGCAGCUGGGGGUCCGGGUGGUGCAUCGGCCGGAGCAACGGCCAAUCCAUACCACCACCAGGGACCAAAUCCUUUCCACCAAGGUGCUGCACCCGGUACUAACUCGGACUGGUGGCAUUCGAGUGGAGGUGGACCAUCUCCAUACCAACCGUCGUCAGUGGGAGGGGCUUGGUCGGGUCAGCCGCCUCCGCAUCAACACAGCAAUCGUCCACACACGGACCUGCCUAAUUUAGCCGCACUGGGAUCGUCUUUAGGCCUGACGGCAGCCACGGCGGGCAGUCCGGCUCCACCAGGUGCUGCGCAAUUGACGAGCAUGGGCGCCCUGAACUUGGGAGCCCUUCCAGUUGGAUCAGCUUUAGUAGCGGCCGCUUUGAACCAGGCCGGAUGGGGCGGAUUGUUCAGUAGCUUGCAAGGACCGCAAGCCCCGCCUCCGCAACAACAACAGCAACAACAGCAGCCGCAAGAUGGAUCUGGAGGUCCCGGUAGUUACCCGACAGCGGCCCAACAACAUCAACAACAUCAAGCCAUGGCUUCGGUGGGCAUGCCGUUACCAGCUCCGAACAACGGACCGGGAGGAGGAGCUUCGGGACUUUUAGGAUGGGGGGAAAGUCCCGGUCCGGUGACAGUGGCGACGGCAAGUGGCGUGCAACAACAACAGCAGCCCCAACAGACGGGCACUCCCCAAUCGCAACAACAACAGCAGCAACAGCAACAGGCUCCAUGGGGCCAGAGACAACAGCAGGAAGACCCCGGUCCUAAAGGACCUCCCUACACCAUGAAAUACAAUUAAGUCGUGACAGUCGGGGAAAGGAAAAACCAAAAAAACACAGUGCGAAUAAAAGGAAAGGGAAUUUUUGAAAAUGCGCGCCAAAAAUGUGAUCGUGAAAUCUGAUUUGUGCGAGAUAAAUUAAAGUACGUGUCAUGGCCGCCCUGCGAAUUGAUUGAUGAGUAGACUGACUGAAGUUUGAUUGUGGUCGUAUCGUGUGUGAAUUUUUCUAUCUUCUUUUCAUAGUAAGAAGAAUUUUUUUUGUUUGUUUCUUAAGUAACGAGUUGUUGUGUGUGUCUUUUGUUUACUACCCUUACCGCUAUCUUUUGUGUGUGUGUGUGUGUAACCCUGCGCUAAUUUGUGGUCCCAUCCACCUCCGUGUUUAACAUUAGAAAUUGGAUCCACGAACAGGAUAAAAAGCAAGGAGAUAUUAUUUAGCCAGGUGUGUGUGUGUGUGUUCCCUUUUUGGUUAAGUAUAUUUGUUUUUCUUUAAUGCGUUUUGCUUGGGCUGAAUUUUUAAUUGUUUCUUUUUUUUAUCAACUUAAAAAAAAGUUUGUAUUUCGGGAGUUCCAGUGUUCUCUUCGUUGGGGGGAAAGCUCUUCAGUUCUAGGUGGUUCAGUCACAAGGAAUUCACUCAUUUUUUUUUUUUUAAAGGGUGAAAGAAGUCUCUUUUUUUAAUCAUCUUUCAAGGAGAAAUUUUUCACGUAGGGAAUAACAUUUUUUUCGGAAGACAUUAGAUUCGUUUGUGACGUGUACUUGUGUAGAAAAAAUGCGAACCCAAUAGGCUACAGACCGAGGGGGGCCACAAAUUCUUUGUGCUUACAGGUGCGUAGCUUAGGAGAGAGAGAUUUAUUUAUUCUGCGCAAAUAACGAACGAAAGAUUGGAGAAAAGAAAAACAAUUUUAAGAGAGCAUUUAUUUAAAAGUGUAAAGCAAAGAGAAUGAUUGAUUUUCAUACCCAAACUUUGUUGGCUCGCACCGAGUCGCAAACGAAAGGUAAACUCAAUUUUUUUUCACACGUGUGAAUCGUCGCUUAUCGCCCAGAAUGUCAUUAAAAAUUCUCUUUAUUUUUUAAUCCGUCACGUGUGUGUGUGUGUCCCCCCCUUUUUUGCUGUGGCUCUCCUUUUAAUUUACCAAUCGUUGUCUUGAUUGGCUAGUUUGUUUCACGUACCGCAGUGUGUGUGUGUGUGUGUGUUAUCCAUUUAUGAUUGUGUGUAAAAAAAAACAGAUACAAACCCGCCACACCAAGACUUUUGUUUUUCAAAAAUGUGGGUAAAUUUGAAAGGUGGAAGAUUGUAACACAAAAAACAAUUGAUGUAUGCGACAAACAGCUAUGACACCACCACCACAUAACCUUCUCUUUCGUGUCACUAUGUAUAUCUAUAU
This is a messenger RNA of Daphnia carinata, 3857 nucleotides long. Its product is annotated as tar DNA-binding protein homolog 1-like. NCBI's taxonomy places the organism in Eukaryota, Metazoa, Arthropoda, Branchiopoda, Diplostraca, Daphniidae. Gene Ontology annotation, biological process: regulation of gene expression. The transcript is spliced from 8 exons. Gene Ontology annotation, cellular component: nucleoplasm. Gene Ontology annotation, molecular function: RNA binding. The coding region runs from base 580 to 2496 and encodes 638 amino acids. The record is from RefSeq and is a predicted model, not a curated record.